Lutzomyia longipalpis is the source of this 1683-nucleotide messenger RNA. RefSeq names its product L-dopachrome tautomerase yellow-f2-like. The transcript has 2 exons. Gene Ontology annotation, cellular component: extracellular region. The record is from RefSeq and is a predicted model, not a curated record. Bases 40 to 1500 code for a protein of 486 amino acids. NCBI's taxonomy places the organism in Eukaryota, Metazoa, Arthropoda, Insecta, Diptera, Psychodidae.
AAUCACACCGUCUACAAAGUUAGAAAGGUUUUCAGAGGAAUGAAAAUGAAUAAAUUAAUUUUUCAAGCAAUAUGUUGCAUAGUAUUUGGAUUAAGUGCUGUGUAUGUCCAAGCUGAGAUUGCCUUUAAAUGGAAUAAAAUUGAGUUUGAAAGUUUACCUCAAUCGCCGGAUACUCUGGUAGGUCCAGAUCGAUACUACAUCCCUGAGAAUAUUGACAUAGUUGGGUUGGGACUCCAUUCUGCUAGUGGAUUAAUGUUUGCCGUAUUAGCUCGCAUUAGGCCAGGAGUUCCAGCAACAAUAGCUGCUUUCUGUUUGAGUGAGCAUAAAAUAGGGUCAAGUCCUAAAUUAUGGGCUUUUCCAAAUUUUGUAAUUCAAACCUUGAGAACUUCGGAUUUCUACGGUCAGAGCUUUAGAAGCAACGCUAGAAGAUUUACCAAGAAACCCAUUUACAAUCAAGGGAUAAACUUCUACGAUUGGAACUCUCAAUACGGAGGAAACUACCCAAGUCAUCACUAUCUGUAUCAGAAGCCAAUUUAUUCCGAUCCUUCAACUCUCUAUUCACAAGCAACUGCAAGAGAUUUCAGAAUAAUUUCAACGUACCAAGUUGUAGUGGAUGAAAAAUGUAAUAGAGCCUUCUUCCUAGACACAGGCAUGGUACUCUAUGCAAAUGUUUCAUCAAUUAUACAAAAUCCAGCUCUUGUGGUCUAUGACCUCCCUGUGGAUGGAUGUGAAACGCGAAACUUCCGCCUAAUUCGUAGAAUUGAAUUUCCGGAUAAACUCGCGAAAAUGGGUCCAUUUUCCUACUACUACAUGACCCUUGAUUUCCAAUCAAAUCAAUGCGAUGAUUUAUUCAUCUAUAUUGGGAACUUCUUUGAAUACUUCCUCGUAGUUUUGGAUUACAAAAAGAAUGAAUUUUGGUACUUUAAUGACAAUCCAACAUUCAGGGCUGUUACAGCUGAAUCUCACUUUAUCUACGAUAAAACUUUGAAUUUUGUAAUGGAAUCGGGAAUUUAUUCUGUCUUCCUUGACUACCCGGACAAGAGUGGAGAUCGGACAGCUUACUACGUAGACGGAGGGAGUACAGUACAGUAUGCAGUUUCUACGAAAGUACUCAAGAAUAAGAAAAAAUCCCCUCAAAAUUACAAUAAAAAUGAUUUCAAACUAAUCGGACAUCGUGGGUGUAACACCCAGACAGCAGCUACAGUUGUAGACUACACGUAUGGGGUAGUUUUUUACGCUGAACUCCAAUCAAAGAGAAUUACUUGCUGGAAUAUGCGCAAACCCCUCAAUCCCGAUAAUAUUGGGGUUGUUUUUGAGAGUGAAAAAUUGAGUUUUCCCUUCUCAAUUAUUAUUGAUUCAAGUGGAUACCUCUGGUUCAAUUCUGGAAAUCUUGUCUACCUCUACUUCACUACGAAAGGAAUUGAUAUUAAUAAAACGAAUAUGUACUACUUUAGGAUUAAAGUUAGUGAUGCAAUUAGGGGUACUGUUUGUGAGUAUUAAGGACAUAAUCAGGGGGUAUAUAUUUAAUUUAGCAUUAAUAUAAUUUAAAGAAAAUACUCAUUUUGUUCAUUUUUUGGGGAGUUCUAAAUUAAAUCUGGAUUAGAUUAAUGAAUUUUUGCUAAAAUCUCAAACAUGUAAAGAUACAAAACCGUUUUAUAAUAAAUAAAACAUUCUUAAACUACA